AGCCAGAAGAAGUCGGCCAUUUUCCACUCCUCUCUCUCUCUCUCUCUCUCUCUCAUCUUUCUCUCUCUAGAAGCAAGCAAGAAAAAGAGUACAAGGAACAAAUACUCUUGAGUCUUUCUCUCUCUACAAUCAAUCAAUCAAUUAAUCAAUCAAAAUGGAUUUGGAGAGCGUGGGUGGAUUGGCGAUGCACGUAAUCCUGUCAAAAUUGAGCCCUAAAGAAGUAGCCUCGGUUGCCUGCCUCAGCAAACAAUUUAGGGUUUGGGCUUCUGAAGACUCAAUUUGGGCCCUAUUUUGCUCCCACGAUCUCAAUCUUUCUUCUCCAAUCGAUCCUUCCGGAAAUCCCACCUCUUCUUUCAAGGCAGCGUAUCUAGCAUGGAGAGAAGCAUUCUCCAUGUACCCAUGGCCGCUCGUCAUGCGCGUGAACACGUGUUGGAGCAAGCUCAAGAAAUGGCUGUCGGAGAAUUUUCCGGAAUCUUUACCCACCCUACGGAAGGGUGCUUCCGAAUCCGAGAUUGAGAAUUUCGAAAAGUCUUUGAAAGUCAAACUCCCUCUCCCCACAAGGGUCCUUUACCGAUUCUGCGACGGUCAAAACCCUCAAGAAGUACCUCAAGAGGAUACGGGAUACUUACCGUCAAGUCUGCUGGGAAUUAUCGGCGGCUACACGUUAUACGACCACAUUGUGAACGUGUUCUUGUUGCCCUUGAGACAAGUGAUGCACGACACGAGGGCUGUUAUGAGUCGGCUCGGGUUCGGGAGUAGGCCCAAGUAUAUCGUAGUGGCGGCUUCGGCUACGUUUACUUAUAGCGAGAAGAUGUUUUUCUUGAACUGUGGAAGCGGUCAGGUUUUUGUGGGUACGAGGAAUCUUGUCUCGGAUGGAGAAAUGAUGCCUUGUGUGCCGGGUGAGUUGAUCGGGUCGAGAGGCGUUGACCAGGAGCAUGACGGUAUGCUUUUGUGGCUUGAAGAACAUGCUCGUCGGUUGGAAGAUGGUGUUGUUAAAGUACGCACCCAAGAAAAAGUUAGAAGCGUUAAUCUUUUUCCGGAGAACUUGCCGCUUUGCUCCUCUACUGUAACAAACGGUGUUAAGGUUCGUGCUUCAGCUGCAUUUGUGCCCGAGUUCAGUAACCUUCAAAACGAAACGGAGAAGUAUUUGUUUGCUUAUUCCGUAAGACUGUCACUUUCGACCAAUGGAUGUGUAGUGAGUGGUGUGAAGUACAACUCGUGCCAAUUAUAUUGGAGACAUUGGCUUAUACGCGCUAAUGAUGAUGUCGUUGAUGAUGUAAACGGAGAAGCUGUCAUAGGAAAGGUUUGUUUUCUUUUCCAGUUUAUUUCUUAAUCUUUCAAUAUAUGAUAAAU
Molecule: messenger RNA, 1353 nt
Organism: Erythranthe guttata (spotted monkey flower)
Lineage: Eukaryota; Viridiplantae; Streptophyta; Magnoliopsida; Lamiales; Phrymaceae
Source: RefSeq, a predicted model, not a curated record